Clunio marinus is the source of this 3414-nucleotide messenger RNA. NCBI's taxonomy places the organism in Eukaryota, Metazoa, Arthropoda, Insecta, Diptera, Chironomidae. The record is from the annotation of a GenBank genome assembly.
GCCGUUGUUAUGUGUUAUCAUUAAAUUUCAUUCCAGAAAUAAAGAAAAAGUAAAUUUUUCAGUAUAAAACUGCAUUUAAAACCAGCACUAUAGGACUAUAAUUACUCAUAGAUGACGAGUAAAAAAAAAUGACGAAGUCGAAAUUAGAAAACGAAAUCUAAAUAUAAAAUAACCGAUGAAUGCAAUCGUGAGGGAAUAAUGAAUACUUAGUUGCAUGAAGUAAUCGAUUUGCAUCAUUCAAACAGUGACUUUGAGAAAUUCAGAAAGCUUUCGUCUUCAAUUAUUGAUUUUUCGCUUGUGCAACAUCCAGGAUAAGUUCCAUAAUGAUUCCUAUAGCCGCUUUUCAGUUAAUACAUUCCAUAAUUGCAUGAAAUGAAUAGUGAUAAUUAAAAAUGUCUGCAAAUUUGUAAUUCUUUUGUUUUAGGAUAAAAGCAUUCGAACCGAGUCACGGUAUGACGGACAGCAAAUACUUUACCACCACCAAAAAGGGUGAAAUCUUCGAACUGAAAUCCGAAUUAAACAAUGACAAAAAAGAGAAAAAGAAGGAAGCAGUGAAAAAGGUCAUUGCAAGCAUGACAGUAGGAAAAGAUGUUUCAGCUCUUUUUCCAGAUGUUGUUAAUUGUAUGCAGACAGAUAACUUGGAGUUGAAAAAGCUCGUUUAUUUGUACUUGAUGAACUAUGCGAAAUCUCAGCCUGACAUGGCCAUCAUGGCAGUCAAUACUUUUGUUAAGGAUUGUGAAGAUUCAAAUCCACUCAUCCGUGCUUUAGCAGUGAGAACAAUGGGAUGCAUUCGUGUUGAUAAAAUCACUGAAUAUCUUUGCGAGCCAUUGCGGAAAUGUCUGAAAGAUGAAGAUCCAUAUGUUCGCAAAACAGCAGCAGUUUGUGUCGCGAAACUUUACGACAUUUCAAGUUCAAUGGUUGAGGAUCAAGGUUUCCUCGAUCAAUUGAAAGAUCUUUUGUCAGACUCUAAUCCAAUGGUUGUCGCAAAUGCAGUUGCAGCUUUAAGUGAAAUUAACGAAGCUUCAGCAUCAGGACAACCACUUGUCGAACUCAAUUCCGCUACUAUUAAUAAACUUUUAACUGCACUCAACGAAUGCACUGAAUGGGGUCAAGUCUUCAUUCUCGAUUCUCUUGCUAAUUACACGCCGAAAGAUGAACGCGAAGCUCAAUCAAUCUGUGAACGAAUAACGCCACGUUUAGCUCAUGCAAAUGCAGCUGUUGUGUUGAGUGCUAUUAAAGUAUUGAUGAAGUUACUUGAGAUUUUAUCAUCUGACAGUGACUUUUGUGCCACAUUGACAAAGAAGUUGGCUCCACCACUUGUCACUUUAUUGUCAUCCGAACCAGAAGUUCAAUACGUCGCUUUACGAAACAUCAACUUGAUCGUACAAAAACGUCCCGACAUCUUGAAGCACGAAAUGAAAGUCUUCUUCGUUAAGUACAACGAUCCAAUUUAUGUAAAGUUGGAGAAAUUGGACAUCAUGAUUCGUUUGGCAAAUCAAAGCAACAUCGCUCAAGUAUUAAGUGAACUCAAAGAAUAUGCAACAGAAGUCGAUGUUGAUUUCGUACGAAAAGCUGUUAGAGCGAUUGGUCGAUGUGCAAUUAAAGUCGAGCCAUCGGCUGAACGUUGUGUGUCAACAUUACUUGAAUUAAUUCAGACGAAAGUCAACUACGUUGUGCAAGAAGCAAUUGUCGUCAUUAAAGAUAUUUUCCGUAAAUAUCCGAAUAAAUAUGAGAGCAUCAUCAGCACAUUAUGUGAGAAUCUUGACACAUUGGAUGAGCCAGAAGCACGAGCAUCGAUGGUUUGGAUUAUUGGGGAAUAUGCUGAACGUAUUGACAAUGCUGACGAGUUAUUGGACAGCUUUUUGGAAGGUUUCCAAGACGAAAAUGCUCAAGUUCAAUUGCAAUUGUUGACAGCUGUCGUCAAAUUGUUCUUGAAACGACCAGCUGACACUCAGGAACUCGUACAACACGUUUUAUCACUUGCUACACAAGACAGUGACAAUCCUGAUCUCCGUGAUCGUGGUUUCAUCUAUUGGCGUCUGUUAUCAACUGAUCCAGCUGCUGCGAAAGAAGUUGUCUUGGCUGAUAAGCCUUUAAUUUCCGAAGAAACUGAUUUACUCGAACCGACAUUGUUGGAUGAACUUAUCUGCCACAUAAGUUCAUUAGCGAGUGUUUAUCACAAGCCACCGACAGCUUUUGUCGAAGGAAGAAGUGCUGGUGUCAGGAAGUCACUUCCAAAUCGUGUUGCCGAAAGUGAUUCGAACAAUCACCAUGAAGCUACUGUCAUUCCAAAUCAAGAAUCUCUCAUUGGAGAUUUACUUUCAAUGGACAUUGGAGCACCAAUGCCACCAGUAGUUCCAUCAGCUGCACCUACAAGUAAUAUUGAUCUUCUGAGUGGUGGAUUGGACAUUUUAUUAGGCGGUGGACCGCCAGCUGCCGAUCCAAUCGGCACUACGGGUUUACUUGGUGAUAUCUUCGGACUUAACACAACCACCAACACAAUGGUAUCAGUUCCGAAGAUCACAUGGCUCCCAGCUGAGAAAGGAAAAGGUCUUGAGAUUCAAGGAACAUUUGCGAGAAGAGGUGGACACGUUUUCAUGGACAUGACAUUUACAAAUAAAGCGAUGCAAGCAAUGAAUGGUUUUGCUAUUCAAUUGAACAAAAACAGUUUCGGUUUAGUUCCUGGUGCGCCACUUCAAGUUCCAUCUCUUCCACCUUCGCAGACUGCUGAAGUUUCACUUCAAUUGAAUGCUACUGGGCCAGUUCAACGAAUGGAGCCGAUCAACAAUCUUCAGAUUGCUGUUAAGAACAAUGUUGAUGUGUUUUACUUUGCUUGCUUAGUUCACGGUCACACGUUGUUCGCUGAAGAUGGACAAUUGGAUAAGAGAGUCUUCUUAUCAACAUGGAAAGAAAUUCCAGCUGCCAAUGAAGUUCAAUACAACUUACAUGGAAUUGUUGGCAAUGCUGAUGCUGUUGCUGCUCGAAUGACUGCAAAUAAUGUCUUCACAAUUGCGAAAAGAAAUGUGGAAGGUCAAGACAUGUUAUAUCAGUCACUGAAGCUGGAAAACAAUGUUUGGGUGUUGCUUGAGUUGAAAUUGGCACCAGGAAGUUCCGAAGGCACACUCAGCUUAAAAUCAAGAUCUGUUGAAGUUGCGCAAAUGAUUUUCACAGCUUAUGACAUCAUCAUUAAAUCUUCUUAAGCAGAAAAAUUCUUUUUUUUAUUAUUAUUGUAUUUCUUGCACUAUUAAUGAUAACAUUUAGCAUAUAUCUAUGUAUGUAAUCUAUGUUGGAAUGUGAGACAAGAUUUGUGUAGCAACUUAGUUUUACCAACAACAAUUUAUUAUCUUAUCGCUCGAGUUUAUUGAUUAUUCGCAAGAAACAAAAAAUAUUCCAAUAAAACUGUUGUAAUCUUCA